This is a messenger RNA of Anastrepha ludens (Mexican fruit fly), 4515 nucleotides long. RefSeq lists its product as uncharacterized. The record is from RefSeq and is a predicted model, not a curated record. Gene Ontology annotation, molecular function: protein binding. The transcript is spliced from 4 exons. Bases 1 to 1575 code for a protein of 524 amino acids. NCBI's taxonomy places the organism in Eukaryota, Metazoa, Arthropoda, Insecta, Diptera, Tephritidae.
AUGCAUUAUAUUGGCAGCUUGCGGCAGCACAACGAAGAUUGGCGAAUUUCACGUGAAGAAGGAAGUCAAUUGGCUCAUGACGGCGUCUAUGUCGAUGGUGAUGAGAAGGGCGAUAGGGGGCAACCUUGCCUUACGCCUGCGUUGGUGGAGAAUGGGUCGCUGAUAUUGUCGUUGUGGAGCACUAUCACGGACACUCUGCCACAUCUCUGCUACAACGUGAAAUGUCCGCCCAUGUCCGAAAUGACCUGUCCGCCGGACAGCAGCGUACGCGAAAUUCUCAACACAAUUGAAGUGCAGCAAAUGACCGCAGCGCCCGAUACCGUCGACGAAACGCAAUUCAAUAUCACCGAAAUUGAUGAAGAAAUCUUUGCCGAAUGUUGCCUGGGAAAGAAGUGCCUCUGCAAAACUUGCUACAUACCCGACUGUCAUGGCGAGGAUGAAGUAGUCGUGGAGCUGUUGCCCGAAUCGAUGAACAAACCCGGCCAUUGUUGUGGUGAAUAUGAAUGUCAACGCAAACCGAAUUGCACAGCAGGAGGCGAUAGUCAGCAAUAUUGGCUGAAAGGUUGUCAGCGCUGCCACUGCUUCUCGGGCAAACCCAUGUGCAUACAAAUCUGCGAUGAGGCUGUCAACAAAACCAAAGCAAUUUGCAAACCAGAAAAGUUGAACGUCUUCUUUGAGCAUGGCGAAAGCUGGCGUGUGGGCUGCUAUGAGUGUGAAUGUGUCGAUGGCGUUGAAAAGUGUGUGCUACCCUUCUGCAGUAACAUCAAUUGUCCGCGCGAGCGACAGGUGACGCUUAAGGAUGGCUGUUGCCCCAUUUGUUGGCCCGACUGUGCGCCCAUGCCCAACGAGUUGAUUAGCGCUAGAAAUGGGAAUAAUAAGUACGGCAGUGGGCCACGUCGUUACGAUGAUGAUAUAACAGAGGAGCUAGACGAUAAUAAUACACCGCAUAACACCGACUAUAGUGCAGAGAAUGAGAUUGACACAUUGCCGGAUAUACCAUUCGGGGAGGAGGACGAACAGCAGCAGGAGGAAACUGAGAAGCAGUUAAGUGGUGCUAACAGCACAGCUGAAGCGCAGACAACUACGAAAGCAGCGGAUGGCAACACAACCACCGGCAGCAGCAUUAGCGCUGCAAACUCUACAACCACCACUACUACCAUAACCACAUCCACAUCCACCGCCAGCCCAGCAGGCCACACAACUGCUAGCUUAGCGCUUGCCGAGUACUUGCCUAUAUCGCCCAGCACCGCAGCCCCACAGGCAAUCGAUGCGCUAGCCAGUGAGCCUGCUAUUGUCACCGCUUGCCCGCCUGUUGCGGCCUCACGUCAUGACGCACCCGCCACUUUCCAGCUAUACCCCGAAGAUGUCAUGCCAGAAGUUCAAGUCAUAUCGGAGUCUUGUAAGCACUGGAUGAUCUACAUUGUCAUCGGUAUUUUGGUUGCUCUCAUUGCGGUACUGAUAGCUUGGAUUAUCCAGUUGCGUUUGAAACAACGCUCCUAUCGGCCAGUCUCGCAUACCGAUGAUAACUUCAAUAAGAUGUCCUGUAAUAUUAAGGCAACAAAUGCGUAUGUUUAAGAGAUGAGCUUUGCAGUAAGAAGGAAGUGCACAUGCACGAAGAUCUCAAUUUCCAUUUUGAUAAAAUUUUUUAUUUUCACCUAAAAAAGUCUAAGUUUAUCGAAAAAAAUUCAUUGCUACCCACAUUUUACAUAGACGCAUUCAAUCACGCGCAUAUUUGAUAAAUGCUUACUAUGAAAUUUAACUAAAAGUAUUGCAAAAAAAUAUAUUUUAUUUUACUUUAUUUUAUUUGUAAAGCUCACAAAUUUUAUUCAUUUUUAAUUCUAAUUUUUAGUACUUUAUAUGAAUAGUAGUUAAAAUUUUCUUGAUCUUAAGUACAUUUUUUGCUUUAUUAAACCAUAAAAUCUAGUUUUACUGCACAUUUAGAAAUAAUUAAAUUUUUUUAUUUUUUUUGCUUUUUCCCUGGUUAAGCGUUGCAACUUAUCCACUACUGGGGGCAAAAUAGAAAUUUAAGUUAAACUGAGCUGCUAUGGAGAAUUAGAAUUAUUGAAGAGAAAUAUUUAUUAGCAGCUAAUGUCAUUUCUUGUCCAGACAACGAGUUUAUAAUUUUUUCCAUAAUAUUGUAAAAAAGAAAAUUUAAUAUUUUUUUUCAUUAUAACCGUAAUUUAGCGAAAGAAUACCUAUAGUAUUAACUUACUUUUAGCUUGCGUGUAAUCAAUUUAGUAUAAGUUUCAUUGGAAAAAUAUAUACAUCUAUUCCGUAUUUACAGUGAAAGUUCACGCUUGCUUGUUUUAAAGAGUGUGUGGGAAUUUCGCAACAAAAAAUUGUAUUAAAAGUUAGAUUUAACUUGGCUGAUCAAGAAUCAUGCCACAUAAACCCAAGAACAGGUCACAGAGCACAAGGCAGGUAGAUUAUCAGGUUUGGCCAUCCGAAGCCAAAUUGCGAGAGUAACUUCUGCUCCAUGUCAUUGGAGGCGCGCCAUCAAUAUUUUGCUCUUCCCACACGCAUUCAUACAUUCAUCCAAUCAAUCGAUCUUUAUGUAUGGCAACAUAGUAAGAUGGAUGAGACUGCGUUGAUUUCUUCUUAUAUCACCAACAAAAUUUUGUUUGUCGUAAAAUAACCGCUCGCAUAAACCCAGUUACAUGAGCAAAUCAGCUGAGGUCUUCAAAAUCACUGAGAGCCGGUUAACGGUCGAAUGUCAGCCACACCUCUGCAUUCUGUCCAUCGUAUGUAGAGCACUAACUAAUCCCACCUGAGAGACCGACCAUUUUACUAUGAUAUUUUGUUUUUACAAUGCAUGCAAAAUCAGAAAUAGAGAGAGAGAGAGAUAGAGUGACAGAAAGAGAGAAAAAGAAAUAUAGAGAGGUAUAGCACGAGUGAGUUAGACAGCGCGAGCGAAAAGUUGCUUGAAGCCAGUGUUGCCAGAUUUUUUUUUUUGCAAAAAAUGUACAUAUCCAAAAAAACUGCUUUUGAAAAAAAACUCCAAAACAUUUUUUUCUUCAAUUCCAGAUUUGGUUUUAAUUUCAUUAAAAAUCAAUAAGAAAAACUAUAACUUAAAAUAAAAUAAUAAAGACAGUUUAAAUAAUACUUAAACAAAAACAGUCUUUAUAAACUGAUAACGAAAGCGAGAGAGAAAGAGCGAGAAGUGGCUUGAAGCCAGUAUUGCCAGUUAUUAUUUUUUUUUUAACUUUAAAUAUCUAAAAACCAUUGCUUUCAACCAAAAAACUCUGAAAACUAUUUUUUUAAUACGGAUUUUUUUUUUUUACUUUUAUUAAAAAUCAAUAACAAAAAACUGUAACUUAAAAUAAAAUAAUAAAAGCAGUUUAAAUAAAACUUAAUUAAACAAAAACAGUCUUUAUAAACUAGAAUAUUUAAAUCAGAUUUUUUGUUAAUUCAUUCAGUUUUCUAUAUUAUUUUUUCGUGAAUUGCUUAGUUAAUUUUUGUAUGCUUUUUUCUCGAUACCGCAAAUUUAGUAAUAUACAAUCUAAAUCAUUUUUUUUUUUUAAUAAUUCUUUUAUUCCUAAAAUGCCAGAGAGUGCUGGAAUUUCUAAUUUAUUUAUUUUUGUCUUAUUCAAAUCGAUUUUUUCCACAUUUGCCGAGUGCCAUUGAGUGCUCCAAAAAGGCAAAGCCUACAUCUCCAUCGAACUUUUUGUCUUAAUAAUGUACUCCCAAAAUGUUUAAAUAUCAGUUACAUAAAUCCAACUAACCGAUAAGUCAAUUCUAUCCAAAUAUGUGUAACGUAGUUCGCGUUUUUCAUCAUCAGCUGCCUAUAAUUCUGCCUAGCUUAAACGACUGUAAAUGAAAUAUAUUUUUACUUAUAUCUUCAAUUCAGAAAUUUCGGAAAAACUUGAGUUUGUACUAAUGAAGUAAUUUGAAAAAUGAUAAGCUUAUCUAAAAAACUGUCACUUAUAGUUAAAACAUUCAAUCUGGCAACAUUGCUUAGAAUAUACAUGUAAGAGCAGCGACGUUGGCAGCGCAAGCAGGGUAUUCAGGCGUAAAUAGGAAAACCAAAGAUGGCCGAUACUGGUAUGGAGGAGUGGGCUUCACAUCUUACACGUGACGUACUAGAUAGUGGGACAACUUUGGUGGAUCUUCAUGCCUCUCUAACCUACUCGGUGACAAGAGGAAUGCGUAAUCAAGCCCGCUGUAUCCUGGAGAGUAGUCUGAACUGAGUCUGAAUGAAGUAUUGUGAAGAGUAGAGAAUACAAAAUUAUGUUAUUGAAGUGGAAAUCCCCAUUUUAUUCACUUAAACAUUCAAAAAUUUCAGGAAUUCUACUCUCUCGCGCCUCAUCUGGCCGCUGGAAAAAUAAGAUGCUGUAAUAGACAGACGGCCGCUGUAGCCGAAUGGGUUGGUGCGUGACCAACCAUUCGGAAUUCACAGAGAGAACGUUGGUUCAAAUCUCGGUGAAACCAAAAUUAAUAAAAACAUUUUCUAAUAGCGGUCGCCCCUCGGCAGGCAAUAGCAAACUUCCGAUUGUAUUUCUGCUAUGAAAAAGCUCC